Molecule: messenger RNA, 1930 nt
Organism: Argentina anserina (silverweed cinquefoil)
Lineage: Eukaryota; Viridiplantae; Streptophyta; Magnoliopsida; Rosales; Rosaceae
Product: IQ domain-containing protein IQM2-like
Source: RefSeq, a predicted model, not a curated record
GGGGGGUGUAUUGAAUGAAGAGUUUGUGGGAUUGUGUUGUGUUUCAAGAAUCCUCUCAAAUCAACAGGUAUUCAAUCACGAUUUUAAAAAUUCCUUUAGAAUCUUGAGGUAUUCAAUCAUGAUUUAGAAAAAUCAUACGAAACCGGGUGGUAUUUGAAACUCCACCGAUUUUGAAUGAUUUAUCAGACGGUUGAUUUCAAGGGAUUCUAAAGGGCUUGGUAUAAAUACCAAACCCUAUCAGAAAUCAUAACAUAAGUGGCCUGAUUUCACUUUCUCUCUCUCUCUCUCUCUCUCUCUCUCUCUCUCUCUCUCUCUCUCUCUGAAGAUAAAGGGGGAAGAACACGAACUGGCUUGCUUCCCCGACGAGCUGAUAUGCGAUGAGAAGACGAACUGAAGGUGUGAAUCGUACUGGAAUCUCUCAGUUGUUCAAAAGUGAUGUUCUCCCAUUAGCUAAGGCAGUAUUAGAUGUGGAGUGUUAACUUUUUCUCUCGUGUUCUCCCCAGGAAUCCGAAUUUUCAGGGUUGCUAAACCCCCUCUUUGUAUCACAUGGGAAUUUCCUUUUCUUGCCCAUUUUCUGAGGACUGUGAUUUAGAAAGUGGGUUAGAGUCAGUAACUGUAAAAUCGAUCAGUUUUGGAGGUGAUGAAGUAAAAACUCCAGGAUCAAUUAGUUUCAACCGCGGUGAUGCAGAACCUUCGAUAAUGAGAGCCUUAGGUUCUGGAAAGAUGACAUUAGAAACUUUUGUUAGCUUUAAGGGGGAUGAGAUAGAGAAAAUGGGCUUGCUUAAACAAAAGAGUACUGGCGUUACAUCAGUUAGCCCCCUCCGCAAAGAGGUGGACAUUGGAUCAAUCACCCCCAUUACCAAAGAAAUGGACAUUCCAUCCCCAAGAUCGGAUAGUUUGGUGGGGAUGAUCCAACCGGUGCAAACAGAUUUCACCAACCCCAAACACAUGGCGGCAAUUAAGUUGCAGAAAGUGUACAAAAGCUUUCGGACCAGAAGAAAGCUAGCAGAUUGCGCAGUUCUAGUUGAGCAGAGCUGGUGGAAACUAUUAGAUUUCGCUGAGCUCAAGCGCAGUUCUAUAUCAUUCUUUGAAAUUGAGAAACAUGAAACUGCCAUUUCACGUUGGUCGAGAGCAAGGACCAGAGCUGCCAAGGUUGGAAAGGGUUUAUCAAAGAAUAGUAAAGCACAAAAACUUGCUUUGCAACACUGGCUUGAAGCGAUUGACCCAAGGCACCGAUAUGGACACAAUCUACACUUUUAUUACGUUAAGUGGCUUCAUUGUCAGAGUAGAGAACCAUUCUUCUACUGGCUAGAUAUAGGAGAAGGGAAGGAAGUGAAUCUUGAAAAAUGCCCUCGAUCGAAACUUCAACAGCAGUGUAUCAAGUAUCUUGGACCGAUGGAAAGAAUGGCUUAUGAAGUUGUUGUGGAGGAUGGAAAAUUAUUCUACAAGCAAUCAGGGGAGCUCCUCCAUACAUCUGGAGAAGACGAGGAUGCCAAAUGGAUUUUUGUUCUCAGCACUUCAAAAUCUUGUAUGUUGGCAGGAAACAGAAGGGCACCUUUCAGCAUUCCAGUUUUUUGGCUGGUGGAGCCACAUCUGCUGCUGGGAGAUUAGUAAUUGAGAAUGGUAUCAUCAAGUGCAUCACUCUGUCCAACAGUAGAUGGUCAAAGAGAGGAAACUCCAUAUAUAUGCACUGCCCCUGUAAAGGUGUAGUUGUAGUUUGAACUGAUGAGAUGACACAUAUGCACUGCCCAUGUAAAGUUGUGUAGUUGUAGUUUAGACUGAUGAGAUGACAUUCAUGAUGAAUAAAUUUGAUUGGAAUUAAUGUAUUCUGAAGUUAUAUAUCCGAUGUAUUAUUGACAUUGUGUUAAUAUGAUGACAUUCAUGAUGAACAUAUUUGAUUGGAUUUCACUGUUGUAUUAUUUUUAUUACU